AUGUCACAACAUCAAACUCCAUCUGGUUCAAAAACUACUAAGCCUACUCACAAGGAUAGCGCUCAUUCCAUGGACUUUCUCGAUGAUGAAAUUUUGGAUGUGGUCCCUCUGUCUGUUAUUCCAGGAGAAGCCCCUGACUCAAACCAUCCCAUGGAUGCAUCUGCUUCUGCAUGCCCCACUCAAGGUAACAACUCUAGUAUCCCUUCUAGCUCUACUCAUGCCUCUAGUUCUAAGGAAGAAAUGCACCACAUUGAUCGUGUCAUAAGAAACCUAGUCACUAGAAUCCUGAAUGAAGGACAUUUUGUGAAGGGAGUCUCUACUCCUCUGUCUAGAAUGUACCCCUCUCUUGAGGUUGAACCUCAUAGUGAGAAGGAUGAUGAUUCCUCUAGAUCUGAGAAGGACAUGGCUGCUGAAGCUAAGACAACUAAGAAGACUGCUGGUGUAGGUCCCUCCAAAUCUUGGAGCAAAGUAGAUGUGAAGAAGAGAAAGGUUAGAGAAGUUUUUGUGUCUGACGAAGAUGUUGAGGAAGAUGUCCCUGACAUCUCCCCUGUGAAGAGGACAACUCUGAGGAAGUCCCCUGUGAAAGUUGUUGUUGUGCAUUUGGACAAUAUCUCUUUCCAUCUUAAAGAUGGAGCUGCCAAAUGGAAAUUUGUGAUCCAAAGAAGGGUGGCUGUAGAGAGAGAGUUAGGCAAGGAUGUUGUUGAGGAAUUCAUUGUCAACAUUCCUGAAGAUAUUGCUGAUAAAAAUAACAAGGAAUUUUGCAAAGUUUUUGUGAGACGUAAGUGUAUUACAUUUUCUCCCACUGUCAUUAACAAGUUUCUGGGAAGAGGGAGUCAUGUCAAAGACAUUGUCAUGACAUCUGCUGUGAAAAAGCCAGCCUCAAAAGGUGGACGUAUUGCUGAGCUGAAGGAAAUGUGUAAAGAGCUGGGUGCAGGAAUACGGGUAGUAACAGCUAGGAAAGAAUCGUUGGAAGCCCUGAUUGUAAGCUUAGAGCAAGUUGAAGGUGAGAAUAUUGAACAUGCUAAGGAAGCUGAAGCCCAAACCUCUGGUGAGAGGUCUACAACUAAAGAUGAGACAAGUGGCAAUUCUGGUUCUGAUGCUGAUGAAGCUGCAAGCUCAAGCUUCUCUGAUUAG
Lathyrus oleraceus (garden pea) is the source of this 1134-nucleotide messenger RNA. RefSeq lists its product as uncharacterized. Bases 1 to 1134 code for a protein of 377 amino acids. The record is from RefSeq and is a predicted model, not a curated record. The transcript is spliced from 4 exons. Lineage: Eukaryota; Viridiplantae; Streptophyta; Magnoliopsida; Fabales; Fabaceae.